This is a messenger RNA of Prunus dulcis (almond), 2626 nucleotides long. Its product is annotated as pentatricopeptide repeat-containing protein At2g20540-like. Gene Ontology annotation, molecular function: protein binding; RNA binding; DNA binding. The coding region runs from base 56 to 2626 and encodes 856 amino acids. NCBI's taxonomy places the organism in Eukaryota, Viridiplantae, Streptophyta, Magnoliopsida, Rosales, Rosaceae. Gene Ontology annotation, biological process: RNA modification; regulation of DNA-templated transcription. The record is from RefSeq and is a predicted model, not a curated record. The transcript is spliced from 4 exons.
CUCAUUCAUCCUUGCAACUUUCUCUUUUCCCAAAAAAACCCUGUUCUACAAAGUCAUGGCAACGAGAAUCAGCGCCGUAAGUGUCAGAGAAUUGGAAGAUUUCUUCGUACCCACGUUGCUAAAUUGUAAAAACACUUCCGGGUUGAAGAAAAUUCACGCUCAAAUUGUGAAGUUCUCGUUAUCACAAAGCAAUUUCUUGGUCACAAAAAUGGUGGAUGUUUGUGACAACAGUGGGAAUUUAGGCUACGCCCGUUUGCUAUUCAAACAAGUUCUUGAGCCAAACGUGUUUUUGUUCAAUGCGAUUAUCAGAGCUUACACGCAUCAUCAAAUGUAUGAUUUAGCAGUCACUUUGUAUAAGCAAAUGCCGAGAUACUCACAAGCUGAGAACCCCAUUUUUCCUGACAAAUUCACGUUCCCGUUUAUAAUAAAAUCUUGUGCAGGGCUAUUUUGUGAAGGUUUGGGGACGCAAAUUCAUGCCCAAGUAUGUAAAUUUGGCCCAAAGUCCCAUUUGCUGAUAGAAAAUGCACUGCUAGAUUUAUAUACCAAGUGUGAGAACUUAACAGAUGCACACAAAGUGUUUGAUGGUAUGACUGAAAUGGAUGUGGUUUCUUGGAAUAGUCUCCUUUCUGGGUAUGCUAGAUUGGGGCAGAUGAGAAAGGCCAGAGGAGUGUUUGAGGAAAUCCCUAACAAGACUAUUGUGUCUUGGACAACAAUGAUUUCAGGGUACACCAGAAUCGGGUGCUACGCCGAAGCUUUGGACAUUUUUCGGCAAAUGCAAGUGUUGGGUAUUGAAGCUGAUGAGAUCAGUAUUGUUUCUGUUCUGCCGGCAUGCGCGCAGCUUGGAGCUCUUGUGGUUGGGAAAUGGAUUCACAUGUACUCAGAUAAGAAAAGGCUAUUGCAGUCUACUUGUGUUUGCAAUGCCCUGAUUGAAAUGUAUGUGAAAUGUGGUUGCAUUGAUCAAGCUUGGCAGUUGUUUGAUAAGAUGUUGGAGAGGGAUGUGAUUUCUUGGAGUACCAUGAUUGCAGGGCUGGCGAAUCACGGUAAAGCUCGCGAAGCAAUCAAACUCUUUCAAGGCAUGCAGCGAGCAAAGGUUAAACCUAAUGGCAUUACAUUUCUUGGUCUUUUAUCAGCCUGCACCCAUGCUGGCUUAUGGAAUGAGGGAGUUAAGUACUUUGAUUCUAUGAGAAAAGACUAUAACAUAGAGCCGGAAAUUGAGCAUUAUGGUUGUUUAGUUGAUCUUCUUGGACGUGCUGGGCACCUUGACCAGGCUUUUGACAGAGUAAAGAAGAUGCCAAUGAAGCCAGAGUCAAAGAUUUGGGGUUCUCUUUUAAGCUCUUGCAGGACUCAUUGCAAUCUUGAGAUUGCCAUUACUGCCAUGGAGCACCUUUCAGUGCUUGAACCAGAUGAUGCAGGGAACUAUGUUUUACUUUCCAACAUAUAUGCAGACCUGGGGAAGUGGGAAGAUGUGUCAAGGAUGAGGAAACUCAUAAGAAGUAAGAGCAUGAAGAGAACCCCAGGUUGCAGUUUGACUGAGGUUAACAAUGUGGUUAUGGAGUUUGUAUCAGGCGACGAUUCGAAACCAUUUGCAAAAGACAUAUUUUCCAUGCUAGAGCUUCUCGAAUUGCCACCAGGGUUCAGAUUUCAUCCAACAGAUGAAGAACUUAUCACCUUCUAUCUCAUCAACAAGAUAACUGAUGCUACUUUUACUGGAAGGGCGAUCGCAGAUGUCGAUCUCAACAAGUGCGAGCCAUGGGAACUCCCUGCAAAGGCGAAAAUGGGAGAGAAGGAGUGGUACUUCUUCAGCCUUCGAGAUCGUAAGUACCCAACAGGAGUGAGAACAAACCGAGCAACAAACACAGGUUACUGGAAGACGACAGGGAAAGACAAGGAGAUCUUCAACAGUGUGACAUCUGAGAUGGUUGGGAUGAAGAAGACACUUGUUUUCUACAGAGGCCGAGCUCCUAGAGGCGAGAAGUCCAAUUGGGUCAUGCAUGAAUAUCGUGUUCAUUCUAAAUCCGCCUUCAGAACCUCUAAGGAUGAAUGGGUGGUUUGCCGUGUCUUCCAGAAGAGCGCAGGCAUAAAAAAGUAUCCAGCAACCCAAUCAAGAGCAGCCAAUCCCUACAACCUAGAAAUAGGUCCAAGUGUGGUGCCAUCACCUAUGAUGCAGAUAGGUGAUCACCAAUUCCCAUAUGGCAGAAAUUACAUGACAAGUGCUGAGCUGGCAGAGAUUUCUAGGGUUUUAAGAAAUGGCGGCAGCGGCGGUGGUGGAUCAUCAAAUGGCACUAUUAACGUACCAAUCCAACCCCAAUUCAACUACCCAAAUCUUGGAGGAGGAGGAGGAGGGUUUACAAUUUCUGGGUUAAAUUUGAAUCUUGGUGCGCCAGCCACCCAGCCCAUGUUGAGGCCAAUGCCACCACCACAACUACAUCAUCAAGGUCCUCCGGCUAUGAACCCUCAUCAGCAAGAUGUUAUGAGUAAUGGGGCUAAUAAUAAUUCUCUUGGUCCAGAUCAUCAAGCUGGAUAUGGUGCAGUAGAUAUGAACAACAACAAUGCAAAUGGGAAUGGCAACAGGUUUAUGAACAUGGAGCAUUGUGUGGAUCUUGACACCUACUGGCCUCCCUAUUAG